UUCACAAUGGCGAUUAGACUUACCUUAUCAGUAUGUUAAUUAAGCGUAACAAUAACACAAAUAAUGACCUAUCGUCCUUGCCGUUUGCAAAGCAGGAGUCGUCAGUGAUAUGAACCAGCAAAUAUGUUUAAAGACAUAUUUGUUUUGGUAGUUUGCAUCUCUAUACAAGCUCCGUUAUUAAAAUGUGACGUCCAUGUCUUUGUAAGCCCACGAGGGUCAGAUAGCCAUGAUGGUCUGACGGAUACAACUCCCGUGAAGACAAUACCAAAAGGUUUAGCUGUUGCCUCCCUGUCCAAAUACAACAAUGAAACUGUAUAUAUUGAGCUGAUGCAUGGUUUCUAUGAUUUAACGCGAACUUUGUACCUGUCAAGAAGCAAUACUAUUGUUCGAUCUUACAAAAACCAGGAAGUCCGCGUGACUGGCGGGCAUCGUAUACCUACCAGUGCAAUUAAGCACGUGACUGACAGUAACAUUCUUUCAAGAUUGCCUGCUAAAUCACGUGCACAUGUCCGUGUUGUCAAUCUACAUGAUCUUAAUAUCAAAAACUUUGGACAUUUUGAAGAAUAUGGCUCUGGUUUGCACAGACAUUCGUCGCUAGAAAUGACAUUUAACGGACAGCCUCUACAUGUAGCUAGAUGGCCCGAUAAAGGUUACAUUGAUAUUGUCGAUGUACCUGAUGGAAGAAAUGGUUUGAAAUUUCGCUAUAAUUCUACAGUACCGCAAUUCUGGCAUAACGAGAGUGAUCCUUGGGUGUACGGCUUCUGGUAUUAUUGUUGGUCUGAUAGAUCAGUAAAGGUGACAUCAAUUAACUCUACUACAAACACUGUUACACUGGCUAAGCAUGCUUUUCGUGGAAUGCGCAAAGGACAUUGGCAAGAAUAUCAAGACGGUGUUUCUAAUCACGAUGGUGGUUACUUUUACUUCAUCAAUAUACUAGGAGCUUUAGACCAACCGGGAGAAUAUUAUAUGGACAGAGAAAAUGGGAAACUGUAUUUUAUUCCACCAAAUCAAAAUGGGAAUGUUGCGGCCACAGAUGUCAUAUAUGUGUCUAUUCUUAACGACUGUAUAGUGAUUCCAUCACAUAAACAGAAUGUGCAGUUACAGGAUUUUACACUAGAAAUUUGCAGAAGGAGCGGAAUAUAUGCACCGAAUGUGAAUAAAGUUAAGGUUUUAAAUAUGCAAAUACGAAACACAGGAGGUUUAGCAAUGAGUUUUACUGGCGACUCCAGAGAAAAUGAAAUUUCAUCGUGCUUUAUACAGAAUACAUGUGGAGGAAUUUUGAUGAAUGGUGGUAACAGACGACAACUCGAGUCAUCAGGUAAUAUAAUAACAAACAAUGAGAUAGCACGAUUUACACGUGUUGGAGUAAUUGGAAACUAUGCUAUAAGUGUAUCAGGAGUAGGACAUACAAUUAAAACAAAUCAUAUCUAUGAUGGAAAGUACGGAGCCAUUCAUUUUUCAGGAAACGAUAUUGCCAUUGAAAACAAUCUGAUUCACCACGUCUGUAAGGAUGCUGGAGGUUGUGGCGCUAUAAUGUCCGGAGGUGACUGGACAUAUCGUGGUAAUACAAUACAUCGCAACAUUGUGCAUGACGUAUUACGUCUUAUUCCGGGCUUAACAUGCCAAGCAGUUCGUCUUGAUCAACAAGUAUCGGGAACAAGUGUUAUGUAUAAUUCCUUUUACAAUAACACGGAGGACAUUUUCAUCGGAGGUGGUCGCGAUAAUGAGAUCGUCAAUAAUGUGAUGUAUAAUGCUGAAAUUCGUAGCAUAUACGUUGAUUAUCGCGGUCUUAAUCACCAUGGAGACCCGGACCUUCAUAAGAGAUUGGAUGCAAUGCCAUAUAACAGUUCUUUGUGGAGCCUCAGAUAUCCAAAAUUGGCAAAUAUUCUUUCCAAAAAUGCUAGUUUGCCUGAAGGGAAUCAGAUCAGCAGAAAUGUGAUGUAUGCAAGAGAACACACAGAAUACAUACAUGGGUUAACUAGAUUUUUAUCCCACAAUACGCCAAAAUACUUCAAUAUCACCCAAACCAUAUUUUCUACGGGUAGUGCGGAUCAUUUUAGUGUGAAAGACGGUGACUUACGUGUCCGCUGCUCGUUGUUGCCGAGGGCAAACCGUGUACAUUUCAUACAGCCUUCAUCCCCUAACUCGGUUGGACCUUAUGUAUCUCCGAUUGGGCCUAUGUACAUACAUAGAGGGCGUGUACACUUGGUAAAUACAACAUAUCCGAGCAACCCAUGUACAACACAAGUUCCAAACAAAAAUCCCCCACGAGCGCCAUAUCUCCCAGACGCCUCUGGAAAUUAUGACCUGUAUCCUGUGGAACAUAUUGGUUGUUGGUUAAAUAUCACAAAGUGUAGACAUCAUACUGCCUCCGUCGGGACGUACAGAGACAUGUAUGGGGAAAGAUACCGACACGCUGCUGACAAUGAGACGAUGUGCUUCCGACGGGCAAUAGAACAAUGGCACUUUUGUGGUUCCCAUAGAGACGAGACAGUCGUAGCAAUAUAUGGGCCAACAGGUGCAGCAACAUUAGGCGGGUCUGGUUGUAUGAGAGCUACAUACGGCUGUCCGAAACACGGAGGUCCAAUUGGUGUUCAUGGCAAUACAACCCUAGGAGCGUAUCAGAACGAUAAUGGUUUCCAUUCAGAAAAAAGUUGCCUUGGACAUGCUCUAGGUUAUUGGCGUUAUUGUGGGUCGAAUCCCAAAUACCCAAUAACUUACAUAUACCUUCCAACAGGUGCUAAGAGAACAGCGGGUGGUGGAUGUUGGAUAACAGUUAAACACUGUCCAGCCCACCCAAACACAAAAGUCACAUUCUAUGACGCAUUUGGUUCAACGAACUUCCAAACAGAUUAUAGCGAGUUUGCCUGCCACAAUCAGGCGGAAUAUUACUGGGACUAUUGUGGAUCAGAUGCCAAAUACCCUGUAAAAGCAACUUAUAGACCUACAACUGCAAGCAAAACAUUUCCGUAGACGGCCUUCUCCAUUCUAUGUGCACAUGAAUUAAAACUUGAAGAUUAAAAGAAAUGGAUUGUUUUUA
Molecule: messenger RNA, 3040 nt
Organism: Ruditapes philippinarum (Manila clam)
Lineage: Eukaryota; Metazoa; Mollusca; Bivalvia; Venerida; Veneridae
Exons: 24
Coding region: 124-2973 (949 amino acids)
Source: RefSeq, a predicted model, not a curated record